GCGGGGGCCGGCGGGGGCGGUGCCGCGAUAAGGCGGUGGCGGCCGCGGCCGCUCAGGGACCACUGGCAACCGCGGCAGCUUGCGCGCGCGCACUCCUUGCACUCGAGGCGUCCCCCGGAGACCGACCCCCGCCUCGCGGCCCAGGCCGGGGCCCGAACGCACCGGGUGCACUCGGGGACUCCAUCGCCUCCAACGAGCCAUGUUCCAGGCUGCAGGAGCCGCCCAGGCCACCCCUUCUCACGAAGCCAAAGGCAGCGGUGGCAGCAGCACGGUUCAGCGCUCCAAGUCCUUCAGUCUUCGGGCCCAGGUGAAGGAGACCUGCACUGCCUGCCAGAAGACCGUGUACCCCAUGGAGCGGCUGGUGGCUGACAAGCUCAUUUUCCACAACUCUUGCUUCUGCUGCAAGCACUGUCACACCAAGCUCAGCCUGGGCAGCUACGCUGCACUACACGGGGAAUUUUACUGCAAACCCCACUUUCAGCAGCUGUUUAAGAGCAAAGGCAACUACGACGAGGGCUUUGGCCGGAAGCAGCACAAGGAGCUCUGGGCCCACAAGGAGGUGGACCCUGGCACCAAGACAGCCUGAGGCCCCUCUGACUGUCCACCCCUCCUCCCUCCUUAGAGGGUCUGGAGCAGGCGUGGGAAGGGUGGGGAAGAGAUUGGCGCGAGUGGGGGCAGGGUGGGAAGGGGAUGAGGCCCUCUUGCUCAGGCAGAGGGUUUCCGGCAUAGGGCUCUGCUCCAGGAUUCCCUCCUCCUCCCUCAGUGGGUGGGGGUUUGGGAACCAGGAUUGGGGUUUGCUUACCACCCUGCUUCCAGCUUCUUUCAGCCUGCCCCAACUCACCCCAUGGCCUCCUGGGAGGCCCCCAAGCCCAGCUUCCCUAUCUAGGUGCCUUUUCUCCAGCAAGGAGUCAGCAUGCCCCCCUCAGGGUCCCAAGCUCCCUCACUGCCACCAGGGGCCCUAUGUGGCCCCGUCUCCCCAUCUACCUCUGCCCUUAGCCUGGUCCUGAGCCAUGGAAACUGGAGGAAGGUGAGCCAGUGUGUCGUCUGCCGGGCCUCACUGAAUGCCCACCAGGACCCUGAAGGGGAGGGGAAGGGAAGUGGAGCAGCCCUGCUGCCCUGAAAGGCAAGGCAGGGUGUGCCCAGUGGGGCUUGAGACCGUCUGGCACCGCUGAAGUCAAGCAGAAGCUAAAGCACCCACCAGGCUGAGAGCCACAGAGACUGGUGGGGGGCUGGCGGGGCCAUGCUCCCCUCUUUUCCCAUUUCUUCUGGUUCUGACUGUUGUGAUCAACCCUGUUUUAAACAUAUUUCAACAGA
This is a messenger RNA of Camelus dromedarius (Arabian camel), 1314 nucleotides long. RefSeq names its product LIM domain containing 2 (gene LIMD2). Gene Ontology annotation, cellular component: actin cytoskeleton; plasma membrane. Lineage: Eukaryota; Metazoa; Chordata; Mammalia; Artiodactyla; Camelidae. Gene Ontology annotation, biological process: actin filament bundle assembly. The record is from RefSeq and is a predicted model, not a curated record. Gene Ontology annotation, molecular function: actin filament binding. The transcript is spliced from 5 exons. Bases 200 to 586 code for a protein of 128 amino acids.